AUGGAAAUUAGAUACCAUGUAGUGGUGCCUUCACCAGAAUUAGCACCUCCCUCGGCUGCAAAAUCCAGUUUCACCCUGAAUAUAUGGGAAAUAGUUAUUGCCUGCGUGAUAACAGCAGUGGGGGGUACUCUGACACUAGUUGAGGUGUUGGGGAAAAAAUCAGCAGGAAACUUGAAGGCAGAGAAAAUACUUUUGAGGAGGUUCCAGUUUGAAGAACUGGACAAGGCGACCCAGAAUUUUAGCAAAGAUUGCUUGCUGGGGUAUGGUGGAUUCGGGAAUGUUUAUAAAGGGACAUUCGAUGUGGAAGGAACACUAGCUAUCAAAGUGGCCCACUCUGAUUCAUACCCUGUUGAAGAAUUUAGAAAUGAGGUGAGGCUACUUUCAAGAGUAAAGCACGACAACCUUGUAGGCUUGGUGGGGUUUUGUGAAGGAACUGGGGCAAAAGGGGGGAAAAUAUUAGUUUAUGAGUAUGUCCCAAAUGGUUCUCUGCUUGAAUACAUUAUGGGAAGGAAAGGGAGGAGCUUAAAUUGGAGGCAAAGAGUAAUCCUAGCCAUUGGGGCAGCUAAAGGUAUAGCUCAUUUGCAUGAAGGGGUAAAGCCUAGCAUAAUCCACAGGGAUAUAAAACCUAGUAACAUAUUACUAGGAGAAGGUUUUGAAGCAAAAGUUUCAGAUUUUGGGCUAGUGAAAACAGGUCCAAUUGGGGAUCAAUCGCAUGUUAGUAGCCAGGUUAAAGGGACACCAGGAUACCUCGACCCAGCCUAUUGUUCAAGCUUUCAUUUGAGUCCAUUUAGCGAUGUUUACAGCUUUGGAGUGAUACUUCUACAACUGGUUUCUGCGCGGCCUGCAGUUGAUAUAGCCAAAAACAAUCUCAAUUUUCAUGUCAUUGAAUGGGUAAGCAUCCCUCCUUAA
Messenger RNA from Vitis vinifera (wine grape), 909 nucleotides. Its product is annotated as probable serine/threonine-protein kinase PBL22. Gene Ontology annotation, biological process: protein phosphorylation. Bases 1 to 909 code for a protein of 302 amino acids. Gene Ontology annotation, molecular function: ATP binding; protein kinase activity. NCBI's taxonomy places the organism in Eukaryota, Viridiplantae, Streptophyta, Magnoliopsida, Vitales, Vitaceae. The transcript is spliced from 6 exons. The record is from RefSeq and is a predicted model, not a curated record.